ACCGAGCAGACCAAAGCAAAUCGAGAAUCUUUGUCCAAUAAAUUUGCUGCCCCUCAACGGAGCAUGCCUGUGCAAGAUGAGUAGAUCCGUGAAACGGGAAGUAUCGGCCGAGGAAAACUGCCUGCAGAAUGCCUCCAAGACGGAUGAUGGGCAACUCGAGGCACGUUACGAGUGCCCUAUCUGCUACUGCUGGCUGAACGAACCAAUUCUGACGAAGUGUGGCCAUCGGUUCUGCCGGAAGUGCAUUACGGAUUGGUUAAACGAGAAAAAUUCCAACUGUCCGCUGGACAACGAACCACUCGAUAUCAAGUGCGACAUCUUUCCGGAUAACUGCACGCGGCGUGAAAUCUCACAGAUCAAAAAGCCCUGCCCGAACUGGAUGCGAGGCUGCGCGGAUCAACUGUCGCCCACCGAAAUCGAUUCACACCAGCUCCAGUGUCCGUUCGGUAUGUCAUCCCAAAGCCAACCGUGUCCGUUCGCUCGGGUGAAGUGCAAGUUCGUAGCCCGCGAUGAAGCCACGCUCAAUGAGCACAUUGCCGCCGAUUACCAGAAGCAUCUACAGCUUCUGCUGGACUCGUAUACUGGCAGCGGUGAACGGUACCGGUUCUGGGAUCCACCGGAGAAAAAUAGCGCUCCGGAAAUGAGUACCAACGAGCUGGUGCGUUCCAUGUACGAACGUAUCGUCAUACUGGAGCAGGAGCUGCACAUUCUCAGCAUCAAGCUAUCGAAGCAGGACACCCAGCUGGCCAAAGUACACCAUGAAGUGGAUCCGCGCUACAGUGCCGGUGUGUUGCUAUGGAAACUGGACGAUUUCAGCAGCAAGGUCGAUACGAUGCAGGCCAACAGUAACUGUAUGUUCUACAGCGGGGAGGCGUACACUUCACCCCACGGGUACAAGUUCUGCGCCCGCAUCAAUGUGCCGUCGCGCACGAAAGAGUUUAUUGGGCUGCAUGUGCAUCUGAUGCAGUCCGAGAACGAUUACCAUCUCGAAUGGCCAUUCAAGGGUAGAAUCAAGAUUACGCUGCUAAACGUGCGCAACCCGGAGCGCUCGCAGCACGAUACGAUCAUGUCGAAGCCCGAAAUUCUGGCCUUCCACCGACCGAACCAGGAGAUCAGUCCGCGUGGGUUCGGAUUUCUCGAGUUUGCCAAAAUCAAGGAGGUGCUGGCGAAGUUCAUGGACAACAAUAUGGUGGUGAUUAAGAUCGAGAUGAACAUUGUCUAAGGGCCGACAGGUGAUCCACCGGGGAUCACAAGAAGAUACCAUUCCACGAACUAUACCCAACAUUCCCAGCGUAUCCCAAGCGCCGAAGAGAUGAUAAGGCCGCGCUUCGCUCGGUUACCAUUCAUUUGUCUAGCGAAUAUUUAGAAUCUCCCGGGGGUGUACUCUUGUACUCCACUCCCUCUUAUCAUCGACAUUAAUCUCUUAGCAGCUUAGUAAUCUCCACUUUUUAGCGCGUGUCCGUCUCUGUCCGUGUUUGUGUAAAUGGAUCGUGUAUUUGGAUCGAGUCAGGUCAACAUUAGGAAACGAUAGGUACUACGUUUUAAGUUUUAGGGUAGCGUACGGUGUGCAGUCACAGUAUUAGGGCAAAAUGAAGGUUAGCUUCUCGUGUACUUAGUAUCGUGCCAAGCAGGGUUCCUGGACGGUAUUCUUAAGCUUUUAAUGGAUUAUAAUAUCCCUGAUGCAUACGUUUGAACUUUGCUGCCCACCAACUUUGCGCGUAUCGACCUGCGGUAUCUCUGCUCUCUUGUGCGACGAUAGACAAUGUAUGACGCUACAUGUUCCCCAGCCCAUCUUAAUUUUACUCAGCGCAGAGAAAGAUCGUUGGUAAACUUUUUGGAUGACAAUGACGAAUGACACUUUUGCACAGCGCGACUACUCGCGAGCCAGACCCCUGGGAACAGCAGUCGUAUGCUGAGGGUGCGGAUAUUGUACACUCGGAAGGGAGCUACCGCUAUUGCGAUCCAUAUUCCAUCGUCAUUUCCGAACGGAUAUCGGGACGGGUAUGGAUUGGACGAUGUCGAAACGCAGUCGGAAAUAACAGACCAUGGUUCUAAAAGCUUUUUUGUUAACAAUUUUAGAUGUUAUAUACAAGAGAAUACAGGAAUUUUCGAACGUGAUAGGUACGCAGUGAUGGUGAUGGGAACGCAGAAACAGAAAUGUGUAUUCUGUAUUAAAUAAUAAAUGAAAAAAAAUCAAUAAGAUAACGCACAAAGCCGAGUCGAGGUAGUCUGUUCAGUGGUAUAUGGAAAACAAAUAGGCAGCAAAUAGCCAGAAAUAAACAGAAGAUGUAAC
This is a messenger RNA of Anopheles aquasalis, 2293 nucleotides long. It is a transcript of the gene Traf6, whose product is annotated as TNF-receptor-associated factor 6. Gene Ontology annotation, cellular component: plasma membrane signaling receptor complex. Gene Ontology annotation, molecular function: ubiquitin protein ligase activity; protein binding. The record is from RefSeq and is a predicted model, not a curated record. Lineage: Eukaryota; Metazoa; Arthropoda; Insecta; Diptera; Culicidae. Gene Ontology annotation, biological process: innate immune response; lipopolysaccharide-mediated signaling pathway; regulation of canonical NF-kappaB signal transduction.